GCACAACUAUCUACCGCGUCGAACAAACCAACUGGAUUCUAUAUCAACCCUUCACCAUGUAUCUCAUGUCUACCUUCCAUUCCAUCCUCGCGAUGACCCUCACCUUCGCAAUAUCUGGUCAAGCAGCACCAUCACAGUCGCUCACCACGCGCGCAACCUCCGAUCUGCCCUUGACAGCUCAACUGAAACUGGCAAACACAGCAACCGAGCGCUAUGCUCUCCUCCCCAACGACAGCGACUUCAUCUACGACUUUACCGCCAGCACCAACAACGAAACCGCCCUCCCCAUCGCCAGCAGCCAGAACUGGCCCGCCCUCGUCGGCGUCGGCCUAUCCUUCAGCAUCUCCCAGCUGCCAGCAUGCACCAUGUCCUUCCUCCAUCUGCACCCAAGAGCCACCGAACUCUUCGCGGUAACCUCCGGCCGCAUCCAGAGCUACAUGGUGCCCGAGACAGGCGUCACCGAUGCCCAGGGAAACCAGCGCGUGGUCAGCACGGAGCUGACCGCGGGGACGGUCACGGUCUACCCGGCGGGGUCGUUCCACACGCAGGUGAACCCGGACUGCGAGGCGGCGAAUUUCUCGGCCGCGUUCAACUCGGAGGAGUUUGCCGUGGGGUUGGUCUCGGCUCGGUUGUUUGCCUUGCCCGAUGAGGUGGUGAGUCGGGCUUUGGGAGGCGUUGGGGUGGACGAGGUGCAGAGGAUUAGGGGGUUGGUGCCGGAUGAAGCUGCGUUGGUUGUGGGGGAGUGUGUGAAGAAGUGUGGGUUGUAA
This is a messenger RNA of Aspergillus japonicus CBS 114.51, 767 nucleotides long. Its product is annotated as germin family protein. Gene Ontology annotation, molecular function: manganese ion binding. NCBI's taxonomy places the organism in Eukaryota, Fungi, Ascomycota, Eurotiomycetes, Eurotiales, Aspergillaceae. Gene Ontology annotation, cellular component: cell wall. Bases 57 to 767 code for a protein of 236 amino acids. The record is from RefSeq and is a predicted model, not a curated record. The transcript has 3 exons.